CGUUGACGAGCUGCCUCGGAGGCCGGGGUAGCCGACCGCACGCGCGUGUCCAGACAGGAAGCGGAAAUGCGUGUCGAUAUUAAAGGCGUCGCCCCGCCCCCAGCGUGCCUCUUUCCGUCUCCGGCCGCCGCACCGAGAGGAGGUUUCUGCCUGCUGCUCCCCUGACGUUUCCCGCGUCCCCUUUCGCCGCAGUCGCCGCCAUGUCCGCGCAUCUGCAAUGGAUGGUCGUGCGGAACUGCUCCAGCUUCUUAAUCAAGAGGAACAAGCAGACGUACAGCACCGAGCCGAAUAACCUGAAAGCGCGCAACUCCUUCCGCUACAAUGGGCUCAUUCACCGCAAGACCGUGGGUGUGGAGCCGGCGGCGGACGGCAAAGGGGUCGUGGUGGUGAUGAAGCGGAGAUCCGGCCAACGCAAGCCGGCCACUUCCUACGUGCGGACCACCAUCAACAAGAACGCCCGGGCCACCCUCAGCAGCAUCCGGCACAUGAUCCGGAAGAACAAGUACCGCCCGGAUUUGCGCAUGGCCGCCAUCCGCAGAGCCAGCGCCAUCCUGCGCAGCCAGAAGCCUGUGAUGGUGAAGAGGAAGCCGAGCCGCCCCACCAAGAGCUCCUGAGCCUCUGGCCUCCCCUCCCCAGAGCAAUAAAGCUGUCAGCCACCGCC
Bubalus bubalis (water buffalo) is the source of this 661-nucleotide messenger RNA. It is a transcript of the gene RPL28, whose product is annotated as ribosomal protein L28. Gene Ontology annotation, biological process: translation. Gene Ontology annotation, molecular function: structural constituent of ribosome. The coding region runs from base 201 to 614 and encodes 137 amino acids. The record is from RefSeq and is a predicted model, not a curated record. Gene Ontology annotation, cellular component: ribosome; cytosolic large ribosomal subunit. The transcript is spliced from 5 exons. Lineage: Eukaryota; Metazoa; Chordata; Mammalia; Artiodactyla; Bovidae.